UAUGGUACAUUCGCUGAUUGAAGCGUAUUCCUUACUUGACCAGAUGAAGAUAGUCAAGCCGAAAGCGGCCUCCAUGGAGGAGAUGGCGAGCUUCCACACGGAUGCCUACCUGCAGCACCUGCAGAAGGUCAGUGAGGAGGGGGAUGAUGACCAUCCGGAGUCCGUGGAGUAUGGACUGGGUUACGACUGUCCGGCUACUGAAGGGAUCUUUGAGUAUGCGGCAGCUGUGGGAGGAGCCACCAUCACUGCAGCCCAGUGCCUGCUGGACGGCAAGUGCAAGGUAGCAAUUAACUGGCCUGGAGGGUGGCAUCAUGCAAAGAAAGAUGAAGCUUCUGGCUUCUGUUACCUGAACGAUGCUGUCUUGGGGAUCCUGCGUCUGCGCCAGAAGUUUGACCGUGUCCUUUAUAUCGAUUUGGAUUUGCAUCAUGGGGAUGGAGUUGAAGAUGCCUUUAGUUUCACCUCGAAAGUCAUGACUGUUUCUCUGCACAAGUUUUCACCAGGAUUUUUCCCAGGCACCGGUGAUGUGACAGAUGUUGGCCUGGGGAAAGGUCGCUAUUACAGCGUGAAUGUACCUAUUCAAGAUGGCAUUCAGGAUGAGAAAUAUUACCAGAUCUGUGAAACUGUGCUGAAGGAGGUGUACGCCGCAUUCAACCCAGACGCGGUUGUGCUGCAGCUGGGGGCAGACACCAUUGCUGGAGAUCCCAUGUGCUCUUUCAACAUGACGCCCGAGGGAGUGGGCAAGUGUCUGAAGUACGUCCUGCAGUGGCAGCUAGCAACUCUCAUCCUGGGAGGAGGAGGCUACAACCUUGCCAACACAGCUCGCUGCUGGACAUACUUGACUGGGGUCAUCCUUGGGAGAACACUGUCCUCCGAGAUCCCCGAUCACGAGUUCUUCACAGAGUACGGUCCUGAUUACGUGCUGGAGAUCACACCGAGCUGCAGACCAGACCGCAAUGAGCCACAGAGAAUUCAAGAAAUUCUUAAGUCUAUCAAAGGGAAUCUGAAGCAUGUUGUUUAGCGGAGAAGGAAGGCUCAGGUUUCCGCAAGAGCAUUUCCCGUGGGGAAGACGGCGUGUUUAUGUUAGCAGCUGGUGAAAUUUGUAGCUGCGGGGGAAUUUGGAAGAAAUUAAUGUUGGUUGGUUGAUUUUUUUCUCUUUAAAGAAGAAAAGCUGCUGCGCACCACAAGCACCAUGGCUCUCCCCAGGCAGGAGUGUGGGGCCUCCAGCCACAGCCUUCCAGUGCCGGCAGAGCUUCCCUUGCUCCUUUCUCUUUCCUUUUUUAACACCACAGAGUUUAUUCUCACAACUGGUUUUAAAUGUUUUUUUAAGAGAGGGGCUGCUCAGAGCUGUGAACCCUCCCCAGCUGGAGCCCAGCACCACAUUACCUUCCUGGCAGGAGCACGGCCUCUGAGCUGGCCACCCAGGGAGCGGUGCCGAGGGCCAGCUGGGGCACGGGGCACAGGCUGUGCCUCUCAUCCACAGAAAGGCAUGGCCAUUGUGUUUUUAACUGGGAUUUUUUUUUAAAUAAAGUAUUUGAAAUACUC
Molecule: messenger RNA, 1542 nt
Organism: Aptenodytes forsteri (emperor penguin)
Lineage: Eukaryota; Metazoa; Chordata; Aves; Sphenisciformes; Spheniscidae
Gene: HDAC8
Product: histone deacetylase 8
Exons: 10
Coding region: 2-1018 (338 amino acids)
Molecular function (GO): histone deacetylase activity
Source: RefSeq, a predicted model, not a curated record